AUGACAGAAUCCAGGCCACGCAAGUCCGAGCAGGCAUUAGCCACACUACGAGCGUGGCGUGCAUGGCGCUCGAAGCACAGAAUGCCAUUGGAGGAAGCACUGAAAAACCCCGGAGCGUGGCGUCUGUACAAGGAGAUGUUGCAGCAUAACGGUACUUCAAAAGCGGAUGUAAAUAGCUACGAAGAAUGGCUUGAGAUGACUAAAUGUACUCAGCGCUGGGUUGAAUGGAAGCGAGCUCAUCCCAAGCCACUGCGGGAAGUUCUAGCGGACCCGGAGGGCUGGGCGCUCUUCUACGCCAUGAAGCAGGAGAAGGGCGCUACUGUGCCUCCAACCUACGAAGAAUGGCUGCAGCAUCAGGACCAAAGAAGAAGCAUUGCGUAUGAAGCCUGGGUGCAAUGGCGGCGCCAGCAUCCAGGCCCCCUUACAGAGGUACUUGCGGACCCAGAGGGAUGGGCCCUGUACAAGGCCAAACGCGCAUCACAAGACACCAAGUUGCCUGAGACGUAUGAGGAAUGGUGCCGAGACCCCAACACGAUCAAAGCAAUGGCGAUGGAAGCCUGGACAACGUGGAGAAGGGCACACCCAGGCGCUCUGCGGAAGGUUUUGGCUGACCCUGAGGGCUACCAGUUCUAUAGACACAUGUUGGAGUCGUCGGGAAAGCAGGCGGACCCGACUUACGAGGAGUGGAGGGAAAGAAGAACAAAUGCAUCAUGGCAAGCAUGGCGCCGAGAGCACCCUGGUCCCUUAGUUCGUGUGCUGGCGGACCCGUGUGGAUGGCGAUUGUACAGAAGUGACCUGGAGCAGCAGCAGCAAAAGAGCGGCAGUAAAGAGGAGCUGCCGGCUACAUACGAAGAGUGGCUGCAGCUUCCUCAGCAGCAACGCAACGCGGGUAAAAAGGAAAAACAACUGUCCGGCAGUAGCGAAUCCGAGUCGAAGAGGGGCUCUAAUACGGCCAAUACUAGGAGCAGGACAACCGGCAACCCUAAAGGCAAGCAGCAAAGUGCGGCAAUGGAUGCCUGGCUGUCCUGGCUGGGGGGACAGCACUCCACGGAUCUCAAUGAGCUCUUGCAGAACCCUGAGGGCUGGGAGCUCUACAGAGCUGCCAUGAGCAAACCCAGGCGCCCCCUUCCCGAAACGUACGAAGGAUUCAGAACUCUCGAGGCUGCAUCAAAGGCAUGGUCGGCGUGGCGUGAGGAGCACCACGGCAACCCCGUGACUCCGCACUCAUGCACGCUAGAGGAAUGCAAAUACCCGCAACAUAUACGGAGUGGUUGCAGAUGCCGGAGCAGCGUGUAA
Eimeria mitis is the source of this 1296-nucleotide messenger RNA. RefSeq names its product p97 protein, putative. NCBI's taxonomy places the organism in Eukaryota, Apicomplexa, Conoidasida, Eucoccidiorida, Eimeriidae. The record is from RefSeq and is a predicted model, not a curated record.